UGGCAGGGUGCAGAGAGGAAGGACCCGUUGGUGGCACCAAGCCCAUCUCUGCCCCAGACCAGCGUCUCUCCCUGCUCCUCCACCUUCGGUGCCUCUCUCUCCACCCCGGCUUCUCCAAAACACCCACAUCUCCAUCCCGUCGCCUGCUGCAGCACAGGAGCCACGGGUGGCCGCCAGCGUGGAGGAGGCAGAGCCAUGGCAUCGCUGCCGUGCAACGCCCGCAUCCAGCUCACUGAAACACUGGAGCAGAUGCAGCAAGGGACGCUGAUGCGCAAAGUCAAGUCCAAGAGCUGGAAGAAGCAGCGGUACUUCAAACUGCAGGAAGACUGCAUGACCAUCUGGUACCAGUCCAAGAGGACAGGCAAAACUGAGUCUGCCUUCUCCAUUAGCGAUGUGGAGACGGUGCGGGAAGGGCACCAGUCAGAGGUGCUGCAGAGCCUGGCUGAGGAGUUCCCCCCCGAACGCUGCUUCACCAUUGUCUUCUAUGGCCGCCGGGGUAACCUGGACCUCAUUGCCGCUUCGGCGGAGGAGGCACAGUGCUGGGUCCAGGGCCUGCGCCAGCUCAUAGAGGUGGCCACCAGCAUGGACCAAAGGGAGAAGAUAGACCAAUGGAUUCGUGACUGGUUCCAGAAAGCUGACAAGAAUAAGGAUGGGCGCAUGAACUUCAAGGAGGUGCAGCGUCUCCUCAAGAUGAUGAAUGUGGACAUGAAUGAGGACCAUGCUCUGCGGCUCUUCCAGGCUGCCGACAAGUCAGAGUCAGGGACGCUGGAAGGGGAGGAGUUUGUGCUCUUCUACAAGGCCCUCACACAGCGAGAAGAGGUACUGAGCCUCUUCCAGGACUUCUCCGAGGAUGGGAAGAAGCUGACGCUGCUGGAGCUGGUGGAUUUCCUGCGGCAGGAACAGCUGGAGGAUGAGGGCACGGAGGAGCUGGCCAUGGAGCUCAUUGACAAGUAUGAACCAUCGGAGACAGCCCGGGCUCGCCAUGCACUGAGUGCCGAUGGGUUCCUCAUGUACCUCUGCUCCCCGGAGGGCUCCAUCUUCAACCCCCGGCACCAGGCGCUGUGGCAGGACAUGAGCCAGCCACUCUGCCACUACUUCAUCUCCUCCUCCCACAACACCUACCUGAUAGAGGACCAGAUCCGGGGCCAGAGCAGCAUCGAGGGCUACAUCAGGGCUCUGAAACGGGGCUGCCGGUGCCUGGAGGUGGACUGCUGGGAUGGGCCAAAUGGGGAGCCCAUGGUGUACCAUGGCCACACCUUCACCUCCAAGAUCCCCUUCCGAGAGGUGGUGAGCACCCUGGGCAAGUACGCGUUCAAGACCUCAGACUACCCGGUGAUCCUGUCCCUGGAGAAUCACUGCAGCAUGGAGCAGCAGGAGGUCCUGGCCCAGCAGCUCAAGACCAUCUUGGGGGAACAGCUCCUCACCACCACCACUGAUGGGCGCGUUCCUACCCAGCUCCCAUCCCCAGAGGAGCUGAAGCACAAGAUCCUGCUGAAGGGGAAGAAGAUCGGACGGCUGGAGGACACACUGGAUGGCCCAGGGGAUGAGGGGCCCGAUGUGUCCGAUGAUGACAACGGGGCAGAGGCAGAAGAGGAGAGGAGGAGGGUGAAGAAGGACAAGGAGAGCCUGGCACAAGCAUUGUCUGACUGUGUUGUCUACUGCAAGAGCGUGUCCUUCCGGGGCUUCCAGGAGGCCCGCAGCCAUUCCCGGCCCUCUGAGAUCUCCUCCCUUGCUGAGGCCAAGGCCAGGAAGCUCAUUCGGGAUGCCGGGAAUGAAUUUGUGCGCCACAAUGCCUGGCAGCUGACACGCAUCUACCCCAGCGGGAUGAGGACUGAUUCCUCCAACUACAACCCCCAGGAGAUGUGGAAUGUGGGAUGCCAAAUCGUGGCCCUGAACUUCCAGACAGCUGGCACGGAGAUGGACCUGUGUGACGGGCUCUUUAGCCAGAACGGCCGCUGUGGCUAUGUGCUCAAACCACCCUUCAUGAGGGACAAGGAGACUCUCUUCAAUCCAAGUGACCCCAGCAGCCGGGAGAGCUCUGGUCCCAUCACCCUGACGAUCCAGGUGAUCAGUGGGCAGCAGCUGCCCAAAGUGGCCAACAGGAAGGAUGGAGAAGUCAUUGACCCACUGGUGCGUGUGGAGAUCCACGGGGUCCCUGCAGACCAGGCACGCCAGGAGACCAAGUACAUUGAGAACAAUGGUGAGCCCCACGGUGGUACAAGGGACCCUGCUGCACCCAGGCAGCCUCCCUGCCCUCCCAGCACCAAUUCUCCUUUCCCAGGGUUUAACCCCCGCUGGGAUGAGACGCUCCAGUUCCAGCUCCAUGUGCCUGAGCUGGCCCUCGUCCGCUUUGUGGUGGAGGAUUAUGACAAGACCUCCAGGAAUGACUUUGUGGGCCAGUUCACCCUCGCCUUUGCCAACAUCAAACCCGGCUACCGCCACAUCCAUCUCCUCUCCAAGGAUGGCACCAGCAUCCCGCCCUCUUCGCUCUUUGUCCACAUCCGCAUCACUGAGCCACCUGGCCCUGAGCAGGACUGAGCUCGUGGGGUGAGCAUGACCCGGAUGGAAGCCAUAGAGCCAGCCCCAAGGGGCUGGAGCCACGGAGCCAACUGCCUUGCCCUCUUCUUGAGCCAUCUGUGUCAUCUCCAUCAUCAUUGCUGCUGUGCCCCUCUUUGCAGUAGCCUCAGAAGUGUGGGAAAAGGCACGACCUCCCUCCCUUUCCCAGGUUUGGGAUACUGCCUCCCAUAUGUGAGCAUGGGGUCUGUGCUGGUGCAGCCCACCGUGUCCCCCCAACAUGGAUCAUGCCCUGGCCUACAGCACAGCUUGGCCAUGGGGAGGAGAGAGAGAUGAUGCACAGCACUCCAGCUCUGCCACAGGGGCUGAUCCCCCCCAGCCAGGGGAGCAAGGCUGGAGCAGAAUAAACCCCAGGGCUGGGUAGAGCUGGGAAAGGAAUUGGUCCUUGCUGCCCCCCAC
This is a messenger RNA of Melopsittacus undulatus (budgerigar), 2973 nucleotides long. RefSeq names its product phospholipase C delta 4 (gene PLCD4). The transcript is spliced from 15 exons. The record is from RefSeq and is a predicted model, not a curated record. Lineage: Eukaryota; Metazoa; Chordata; Aves; Psittaciformes; Psittaculidae. Gene Ontology annotation, biological process: release of sequestered calcium ion into cytosol; phosphatidylinositol-mediated signaling; lipid metabolic process. The coding region runs from base 196 to 2538 and encodes 780 amino acids. Gene Ontology annotation, molecular function: calcium ion binding; phosphatidylinositol-4,5-bisphosphate phospholipase C activity.